AAGUGAAGGGAUCAGUUAGUGGGGGACAAACUCAGAGCAGCUUUUAUGCAAAUCGUCCAGUUCAGCAUGUUUUUAUUGGACAGCUCUGUGGAGGUGUAGUCUGGAAGGCGUGCCAGCCCCGCUCUGCCUUUAUGAGGGAAAGUGCGCUUCAUCCUGAACAGCRGAGGUGCGUUCAGGGGUUUUUAGGAAUCACUGCUUCUCUCUGGUCCUCAACCCGAACCAGCAGCGCACCAAACUCAACUCUGUGCGGAGUUGGAGAGCCCGGGAGCACUUUAAAACAUUUAUUUAUUUAUUGUUUCCUCAUUGCAAAUGUUUGCUUUUUGAGCCAACAUCCAAGUCUGGAACUGUUUCUUUUUAUAUCACACGUGAGUGCGUCUCUGACUGUAUGAACUGUCAGUGGACACUCGGAGCUCCGUGACGAGUUUUUUUUUUUUUUAAUCGUCCUGAUCUGGGGGCUCUGCAGAAACCCACCCAUGGAUUUCGUCGGUGAGUUUGACAUGAUGAAGUUCGGCGUGAAGAAGGAGACCAUGCCCGGCUUGGAUCGCUCCUACAUCGGGCCGUGCGGCGCGCUCCAGAGACCCGACUCCGUGUCCUCCACCCCGGGCAGCACGCCGUGCAACUCGGUCCCCUCGUCGCCGAACGUCAUCCCGAACGAGCAGAGGAACAACCCCGGGAGCGACCAGUUCUGGAUACCCAACAACGGCGGGUACCCUCACCAGAUGUACCCCCAGGCGUUCGGCCUGACCCCGGAGGACGCGAUGGAGGCCCUGAUCGGCGCCACGACRACGCAGCAGGGUCACCCGUCCGCGCCCCACCACGGCCACCACCCGCAGGCUUUCCAGGCUGACUACGACGGGUACCUGAACGAGCCCGUCCAGCAGCACUACCCGGGCCUCCCGGGUCACCCCGACAUGCAGGGCAUCCCCACGAGCCACUGCCAAGACCCGUAUCUGAAGGACGAGCUGGGCAGCCCGUGCCCCCAGUCCCCGGAGGCCCAGCAGCAGCAGCAGGUCCUCGGGGCGCACCACCAGCUCCAGCAGCCGCACGGCCGCCACGACCGGCGCUCCAACGCCGACGCGCUGUUYUCGGACGAGCAGCUGGUGAACAUGUCGGUCCGGGAGCUCAACCGGCUGCUCCGGGGCCUCAGCAAGGACGAGGUGAUGCGUCUGAAGCAGAAGCGCCGGACCCUGAAAAACCGGGGCUACGCGCAGUCGUGCCGCUACAAGCGCGUGCAGCAGAAGCACAUCCUGGAGCACGAGAAGACGAGCCUGGUGUCACAGGUGGAGCAGCUGAAACACGAACUCAGCAGGCUCAUCCGGGAGAGGGACGCGUACAAACUGAAAUGUGAGAAACUGUCCGGGGCGAACUGCUACCACGAAACCGGGUCCACCAGUGACACCCCGUCCUCACCCGAGUACUCCAUGUGAGGGUUCAAAACAAACCAUCAUGGCCUCAUGGAGUUUUUACAGCAGAGAGAAAAGACUGAAAGCCUCACAGAAGCAGGAGUUGUGAGGUGAAGCAUGCAUGCUGGACAUGUAUGAACGUUUUAUUUUAUACCGCCCUAAAAAAAUAUCUGUAUUUUGACUGAAAGGAGAUACUUGAAAUCAGAGAAUAUUUGCUUCAUGUGCAUGUAAUCCUUUUACUUCUUGAUUGACCUUCUUUUUUUAUUUUUAUUUUUUGGAUCAUUUUAAUUUGCUUUAGUUUUUGUUGCUCAAUUUAGUGUUUUAUUUGU
Austrofundulus limnaeus is the source of this 1732-nucleotide messenger RNA. RefSeq names its product v-maf avian musculoaponeurotic fibrosarcoma oncogene homolog Bb (gene mafbb). Bases 474 to 1427 code for a protein of 317 amino acids. NCBI's taxonomy places the organism in Eukaryota, Metazoa, Chordata, Actinopteri, Cyprinodontiformes, Rivulidae. The transcript has a single exon. Gene Ontology annotation, biological process: regulation of transcription by RNA polymerase II. The record is from RefSeq and is a predicted model, not a curated record. Gene Ontology annotation, cellular component: nucleus. Gene Ontology annotation, molecular function: DNA-binding transcription factor activity, RNA polymerase II-specific; RNA polymerase II cis-regulatory region sequence-specific DNA binding.